AUGGCCGUCUACCCCUCGAUUCACAACGCAACUUACGAUUCAACCUUUGACAUGGACUACUAUAACCAAACGCAAUUCCCUUGGGUCUAUUCGCUCUAUAAACCCUAUGGUAUGAAGGGCUAUACUAUUACCCAGUUGGACAGUGGUGCCCCAUAUAGCGUUGCUACACUUAUGUAUUUCGACAAUGCCGACCAGUACCACGCGGCGCUGGCGGCCCAUCUCGACGAGAUUUGGGCGCGCGUGCCACUCUUCAGCAGCGAAUACCCUAUCAGCUACCCUGGCCAGAUCAUCAGCACUAUUGUGUAA
Molecule: messenger RNA, 306 nt
Organism: Trichoderma virens Gv29-8
Lineage: Eukaryota; Fungi; Ascomycota; Sordariomycetes; Hypocreales; Hypocreaceae
Exons: 1
Coding region: 1-306 (101 amino acids)
Source: RefSeq, a predicted model, not a curated record